UUUUGACCAUGGUCCGUUCCAUCUUAAAUCUCCGGUGAGCAGUGCCGGCGCCGGCCAGGCGAACUGAGCAGUAGCGCCCAGGGCAUCAAAAAGAUAAGCGCAUCAUUUUAGUCAAGUAUGUUAUAGGUAAUUUUGCCCAAGUUGUCCAUUCGAUCGGGUUCGACGGUAAGGCGGUAACUUCAAUCGAUGCAGGGAGGCAAAGCGCGAGAAUUGAAAUGUUUUGAUUGUACUCAAGGCCUACUCUCCUAGAAUAACGAAGCGUAUACUAGGAGUCGAAUCUCUCCUGUCAAUUUCUUUCUCAAAUCACACGAUUUGUGUAUACCCUCGUCACUUUUUCAAUCGAUUUCUAAAUACCCUCUCACCCUCUAUCCCGAUUUGACGAUUUCUUCUGUUUACUUGAAUAUCUAAUUCUGAAAAGUGAAGACUAAUUCUGUUUACUUGUGUACACUUCAGCCGUUCAGAGGGUUGUGGCGUUGUGCGAUGUUGAGAGAUAGAGGAAGAAGGAAUUUUUGUCGAGGUUUUUAUACGCUGUCUCACCUCACCUGACUUCCAACGCUCGGCUUAGCUGCAGUGCAGUGAAUGUCUGACCCGGUCUUUCUCUUCGUCAAUGGUGUCGCCUCACCUACCUCCGCUCCUCCAGUGUCAACCUUGCUUGAAUCCCAUCCAGGUGCUUACACUACCUUCAGAACUCAUAACAAUGGCUUAGAAUUUCUCUUCUGGGAAAGGCAUUUGCGCAGGCUUUCUACUUCCACAAACAUUCUCUUCAAUUCAUGUCCAAACCUUCUAUUCCGUCCAGGAAUAAAUUUGACCCCCGUAUCCCUGCAACAGAUGAAAUCCCUGGAAUGGGAUUCACUGAUUCCGUCUUUCGUUAAUAAUUCAAUGACAAAAGCAAUACCUGCUGCAUUGAAACAGAGGAAACCCGGAACAGAAUUGGCAUUCACUGCUCUUGUGAGUGGAAACUUGGAGAAAUUGAUUCCAAACGAGAAGAUAGGUGAAGAAGAAAUCCAUAGGGUUUUUAGUUUGCAUCUUCAUGUAAGUUUAUAUACUCCUCCUGUAUUUGGAGUCCGGACAGAUGGCGCUCAUCUAGCUCUUGUUGGCCAUGGAAGAGAUACUGCAAAUGCAAAGUACUCAGAUUGGGUCAGGAUGAGGAAACCAUUGGAGAAGUUGAGGCCUCCAUCUGCUACUGAGCUCUUGCUUUCAAAUGAUGGAGAUCACAUUCUUGAAGGUUGUUUAACAAAUUUUUUUGUUAUCUGUCGUAAGGAUAGUAUAAAAGAUGGUUAUUCACUUGAAUUACAGACAGCUCCAAUAAGUGAUGGUGUCCUUCCUGGAGUAGUACGUGAAGUGAUCAUCGAGGUAUGUUUGGGAAUUGGAAUCCCGAUACGUGAAGUUGCUCCAUCAUGGUCCAAACACCACUUGUGGGAAGAAGCAUUUAUUACGAAUAGCUUGAGGGUUUUGCAGCAUGUGGAAACAAUUCGAGUUCCAGGUUCAUGGAACUCACUGAGUUCUAAAACGUGGAAAGAUGUAAUGUGGAAAGAGAAACUAUUUCAGGAGUGUCCUGGAAGCAUAACUGCAGUGAUCCAGGAGGAGGUGAUGAAGAGAGCAAAGGUUGAAGGCCACCCAGUCGCAUCAUUUAUCAAGCCACAGUUAGUCACAGACUACAACGGAAAAAUGACAACUUCGUCUUCAAGAUCAAGCUUUAAUGGUGGUACAAGAAUGAGGAACAAGAAGGUAAUAAGAUGCGACUGUGGUGAUGUUUGUGGUGUGUCAGUCUCACGAACACCUGAUAAUCCAGGACGAAAAUUUUGGGGCUGCCCUAAUUAUUAAGUGGAAGGAGGCAACUAUGGUUUUUUCAAAUGGGCGGAUGAAGAACUAGGUCAAAAUAUGGAGAUGUGUCAUACAGAGGAGAUCAAGCCAUUGUUAGAAGUGAUCAUAGGGUUGUUAGUGGUUAUAUCUAUGAUGCUAGGAAUAGUGGUUAUUAAGAUGUAGUUUUGUUGGUUUUCCUGUAUUAGUAAUAUAUUAAGGAUAAUCAAGAAUUGUUACAUCUUUGUAAUGUUUUUUUAAACGGCUGAAUGUUACAUGUUUGUAAUGUAUUAAGGGUAUUAUGUAAUGUUAUUAAUGGUAGUUAAUUGCUAUCUCAUGUA
Molecule: messenger RNA, 2141 nt
Organism: Lactuca sativa (garden lettuce)
Lineage: Eukaryota; Viridiplantae; Streptophyta; Magnoliopsida; Asterales; Asteraceae
Product: D-aminoacid aminotransferase-like PLP-dependent enzymes superfamily protein
Molecular function (GO): catalytic activity
Source: RefSeq, a predicted model, not a curated record